Tyto alba (common barn owl) is the source of this 2567-nucleotide messenger RNA. RefSeq names its product mannosyl-oligosaccharide glucosidase-like. The record is from RefSeq and is a predicted model, not a curated record. Gene Ontology annotation, cellular component: endoplasmic reticulum membrane. Gene Ontology annotation, biological process: protein N-linked glycosylation; oligosaccharide metabolic process. Gene Ontology annotation, molecular function: Glc3Man9GlcNAc2 oligosaccharide glucosidase activity. Lineage: Eukaryota; Metazoa; Chordata; Aves; Strigiformes; Tytonidae.
AUGGCGGGCGAGCGGCGGCGGCGCGGCGGGGACGGGCCCCGGGAGCGGCCCCGGGAGCGGGGGCUGCGGGGGAGCGGGAGGAGCCGCCGCGGGGGGGGGGGCCGCGGGCGGGCGGCGGCGGGGGCGGGGGCGCUGGCGGUGCUGGCGCUGGGGCUGGCGGCGGUGGAGUGGGGCCGGUGGAGCGCGGCCUCCCGCCUCGUCACCCCCCACCCCGCGCCCCCCGCGCUGCCCCCCGGUUCCACCGGGCCCCUCGCCUCGCCCCGCCGCUUCUGGGGCACGUACCGGCCUCACGUCUACUUCGGGAUGAAGACGCGCAGCCCGCGGGCUCUCGUCACCGGCCUGAUGUGGCUGCAGCAGCGCGGGGGGGGCGGCGGCAGCUUGCGGCACACGUGCGAGCAGAGCGACGGGCUGUCGCGCUACGGCUGGCUGAUGCACGACGGGGAGAACUUCGGGGCGCAGGAGCUGCGCGACGGGGGGCUGCUGCUCACCACCGAGUUCGUCAAGCGGCCGGGGGGGGAGCACGGCGGGGACUGGAGCUGGCGCGUCACCGCGCGGGCUGAGGCGGGGGGUGGCCCGGCCCCCCUCCUCUCCCUCUUCUUCUACGUCGCCACGGACGAGCAGGGGACGCUGGAGCCGCGCCUGGAGAACGGGACGCGCCUGGCCGCCGUGACGGGGGCAACGGAGGAGCUGGGACGCUUCACCCUCACCUUCCUCCGCCCCACCGCCGGCAGCGGGGAGGACCCCAAAUUUGCCAGCUACAACUACCUGGAGGCGCCGAGCCCCGGCCUGCACCGCCUGACCGAGCUGGUGCGCCGCAGCCUGAGCGACCGCUUCGUCUUCGCCCCGCCGGGGAAGCCGCGCCGCCGCUACUUUGCCGUCGACGCCUUCGGGGGUUUCCCAGGGGAGCCCCCCCGGGGCCGCCUGCUGCUUCACCAGGUGACGCUGGAGCUGCCGGCCGUGGCGGAGGUGACCUUCGAGUCGGGCAGCGCCGGGGGCCGGCCCGGGCGGCUGGCGGGGGGCACGCUGUCGGCGGCGCUGGCGCGGCACGCGGCCGCGUUCGAGCGGCGUUUCGAGGAGACCUUCGGGCUGGCCCGCAAGGGCUUCCCCCCGCCGCAGCAGCGCUUCGCCCAGGCCGCCCUCAGCGAGCUCCUGGGCGGGAUGGGCUACUUCCACGGGCGCUCGCUGGUCCAGUCGCCGCUGCAGGAGCGCCCGCUGCCCGCCGCCGAGGCCGCCCUCUUCACCGCCGUCCCCUCCCGCUCCUUCUUCCCCCGCGGCUUCCUCUGGGACGAGGGCUUCCACCAGCUGCUGCUGGCGCGCUGGGACCCGGCGCUGAGCCGCGAGGUCAUCGCCCACUGGCUGGACCUGAUGAACGUCGAGGGCUGGAUCCCCCGCGAGCAGAUCCUGGGCGAGGAGGCGCGGGCCAAGGUGCCCCCCGAGUUCCUGCUGCAGCGCAGCGAGACGGCCAACCCCCCCACGCUGCUGCUGGCGCUGCAGGGGCUGCUGCCCGCCGCCCCCCUGCCCUACCUGCGCCGCCUCUUCCCCCGCCUGCGCGCCUGGUACGACUGGUUCAACCGGACGCAGGCGGGGCCGCUGCCCCUCACCUUCCGCUGGCGCGGCCGCGACCCCCAGCCCGAGCUCUUCCUCAACCCCAAGACGCUGGCCUCGGGGCUGGACGACUACCCCCGCGCCUCCCACCCCUCGCCCGAGGAGCGGCACCUGGACCUGCGCUGCUGGAUGGCGCUGGCCGCCCGGGUGCUGGCGGAGGUGGCCGAGCGGCUGGGCGAGCCGGCGGGGCCCUACCGGGCGGCCGAGCGGGCGCUGAGCGACAACGGGCUGCUGGAACGGCUGCACUGGGCGCCGGAGCUGGGCGCCUUCGCCGACUACGGCAACCACAGCGCCGCCGUGGGGCUGCGCUGGCAGCCGGCCGUGCCGGCCGCCCCGGGGAGACCCCCGCCAGCCCCCCGGCUGGUGCGGGAGGUGCGGGAGGCGCCCCGGCCGCGCUUCGUGGCGGCCCUGGGCUACGUCAGCCUCUUCCCGCUGCUGCUGCAGCUGCUGCGCCCCGACUCGCCGCGGCUGCCGGCGCUGCUGGACGCCAUGCGGGGCGAGCGGCAGCUCUGGACGCCUUUCGGGCUGCGCUCCCUGUCCCGCGACAGCCCGCUCUACAUGCAGCGCAACACCCAGCACGACCCCCCGUACUGGCGCGGCUCCGUCUGGGUCAACGUCAACUACCUGGCGCUGCGGGCGCUGCGCGGUUACGCCGAGGCCGAGGGGCCGCAGCGGGAGCGGGCGGCCGAGCUCUACCGCGACCUGCGCCGUAACCUGGUGGGCAACCUGUACCGGCAGUACGCCGAGAGCGGCUUCCUCUGGGAGCACUACAGCGACAGCACCGGCCGCGGACAGGGCUGCCACCCCUUCGCCGGCUGGUCCGCGCUGGUCGUGCUGGUGAUGGCCGAGGACUACUAGGGUGGGGCCCGCCCACGCCCACGCCCACGCCCACCUUUCUCAGGUGGGGGUGGAGGCGCAGAUCCCCCCCCCUCCUCCCCCAAAAAUAAACCUCCUCCAGCGUG